UUGGUUACACACGGUGGUGUACAGCACUCAGUGUGCACUUUGCGUUACUGUCUAGUUAAAUAGUUUUUUUAAAAUUACUAACUAAAAUCCCAGCGUAGAUUAUAUUUAAUUAGUCUAUACUUUUAAAUUUUAUAGCAAAUCUUAUAAUCUCUUGCUGAAUUGUGAAACAUUUAGUUUGUUGAAACAGUGGCAUCACAAAUAUUAACAAUUAUGUUUGUAAUAGGUGUCGUUUAAAUAAUAACCAACAAGGUACUGUUAUUUCAGUACCCGCGUAGCUAUUUGUCACGAGAAAACUGUUCGUAGUUGGUGCUAAAAUUAGUGUCUACUGUUAUAGGUUGUGAAGCAAGAUGGCAGAAGCGCAUUCUGCGGUCGCCUUCUCCUUCGCUAUCACGCACGACGGAUGGGACGUCAACUUCGACCGUGAAGUAUUGUACCUCGUGUGGGAGUCCGGUAUUCGCUCGUGGAAGAAGAGGCUAGCGCGCUUCAGAAACAGCAUCCAUAAUGGCGUGUAUCCGGGACACCUACAAUCUUUAUACUUUCUGUGGACUGUUCUUGUGGCCGCUCACUUUGGAGGUGUCAACAUACCCUUCGGAUUAGUACAAAAAGCCCUGACCAUACUGCCCGGCGCGUCGCCGAUGUGGCAGGUGAUCGCGUGCCUACUGGCCGCGCUCACCAUGUGGCUCUCCGUUAUAUUCCUGAUGCGCUACUUGCUCAAGCUUCUCCUGAUGUAUAAGGGCUGGAUGUACGAGUCCCGCGCGCCGGGCUCCAAGAUAUCGAUGAGGACUAUGUUAUGGGCGAGCGUGGUGAAAGUACUCUCAGGCUGGAACAAACCACGGCUAUACAGCUUCCAGGGUUCGCUGCCGCGCUUGCCGCUGCCCGCUGUCAAGGACACCAUGAGACGGUACCUUCUAAGCGUGAGGCCGCUGCUGGACGCCGACAACUACCUCCGCGUGGAGAGACUGGCCAAGGAGUUCGAGGAGACUAUCGCCGUCAAGUUGCAGAGAUAUCUCGUCCUAAAGUCAUGGUGGUCCAGCAACUACGUGUCGGACUGGUGGGAGGAGUACGUGUACCUGCGUGGACGCUCGCCGCUCAUGGUCAACUCCAACUUCUACGGCACGGACACACUGCUGCGGCCCACGAGCGUGCAGGCGGCACGUGCCAGCACCAUCAUACACUUCUGUCUUAAGUUCCGACGGCUGAUCGAGCGCCAGGAACUCGAGCCGAUAAUGUUGCAAGGCAUGGUUCCGCUAUGCUCGUGGCAGUACGAGCGGCUGUUCAACACGACGCGCGUACCCGGCGUGGAGACGGACAAACUGGUGCACUACCGCGACUCGGCGCACGUGACGGUGCUGCACCGCGGCCGCUAUUACAAGGUGCUGGUGUACUCGCGUGGACGACUACUGAACCCGGCCGAGAUUCAAGUGCAAAUCCAGCAGAUCCUGGACGACGAGGCGGAGGCCAGUCCGGGCGAGGCGCGGCUGGCAGCGCUAACGGCGGGUGAGCGCUCGCACUGGGCGCACGUGAGGCAGACGCUCUUCAACCGUGGACACAACCGCACGUCGCUGCACUGCCUCGAGCGCGCUGCUUUCCACGUUUGCCUGGACGACAUCGAGUACGGGUUCGACGAGACGGAUUCUGCCAAGCUGGACCGCUACGGUCGCGUCCUGCUGCACGGCUCCGGACAGGACCGCUGGUUCGACAAGUCCUUCAACCUCUGUUUCAGCACCAACGGCUCGGUGGGCUUCAAUACCGAACACACAUGGGCGGACGCGCCGGUGAUGGGGCACUUGUGGGAAUACGUUAUUUGGUCUGAAUUAGAAUAUGGCUACGACGAGUCCGGCGACGCCCGCGGCGCCGUGGAGGCUCCGCCGCCGGCGCCCGUGCGCCUGCGCUGGGAGUUCAGCGAGCCGCUGCUGGCCGCCAUCGACCAGUCGCACACCGUCGCUACGCAGCUGCUCAACGACGUCGAUCUGCGCAUUCUUAUGUACACCGCCUACGGCAAGGGGUUCAUGAAGAGCUGUCGCGUGUCGCCCGACGCGUUCAUUCAGAUGGUGCUGCAGCUGGCGUACUUCCGAGACGCGGGCCGCUUCUGCCUCACGUACGAGGCGUCCAUGACGCGGCUGUUCCGAGAGGGACGGACCGAGACCGUGCGCUCGUGUACUCUUGAGAGUUCCGCCUGGGUGCGCUCCAUGCUCGAUCCGAAUGCGACGGUGGAGCAGCGCAUGUUGCUGUUCGUGAAGGCGAGUAAUCGUCACCAGUUGGGCUACCAGGAUGCCAUGGCGGGCCGCGGUAUCGAUCGGCACCUCUUCUGUCUCUACGUCGUGUCCAAGUACCUCGAACUAGAAUCACCCUUCCUGCAGGAGGUCUUUAACGAGCCGUGGCGUCUGUCAACCAGUCAGACCCCACACGGUCAAACGAGCAUGCUGGACCUCAAGAAGUACCCGAAGUGUGUGAGCGCAGGCGGCGGCUUCGGCCCCGUCGCGGACGACGGCUACGGCGUCUCCUACAUCAUCGUCGGCGACGACACGCUCUUCUUCCACGUGUCCAGCAAAAUCAGCUGCCCCAUCACAAGCUCCACGAACUUCGUGAAACAGAUCGAGAAGUCGCUGCAAGACGUCCACGACCUCUUCGCGGAAUACAAGAAGACGAAAGGCAAAUAGUCGCGUGCAAGUGUGCGUUUCGUUGUUUUAGAUUUGUAUUGUGCGGUUUUGUUUUUGUUGUAAUUAAUUAUUCUGUUGUUCAUGCGUCUAUCAUCAUUGUAUUAUUUUAAGUGAAAACAACGCAAGUAUUUUAAAUAAUUAUCAAUCACAAUUUCGUGCAUUCUUUGUUUCGUUUACUAAAUAAAUAUUUACAAUUCAUCAAUGCAAUCCUGCAAUACUGCUUUAAAAUAUUGUAGUUACGUUUGCAGUAGUCGUUGACGCAAUGUAUCGCCGAUACUCGAAUAGCCUAGAGGAGCGGCCGCUCGGGGCCGCGACCAGUCGAGGGAAUUGUUAAAGAUUUGUAUUGAUAUUUUAUUUUGGUAUCGCUUGGAGGUGAGGGUAAUAAAUAUUUCUUAAUUUUAAUGUUAUUUAUUGAGUCUUAGUAAUGGCCACCAUGGAGCGGGGGGGCAAACCACGUACGAUUGCUUUUACAUGCGCAUUUUGUAUAUUUAUCUUACUUACAUUUCUUAUAGUGUUCCCUUGUCAGUUUAGUGAGUAUUUUUCUCCUCACGUAAUAAGUACAUAGGAAUUCGUUUCCGGAAGCACAGAUGUGUAGUCCAUUGCAGCGGCAGGGGAAGUAAAUAAACAUCUUUGACCUUCAAUUGUGACAAAUGUACUGAAUGAGUUGUUCGACGAAUGAAUGACCUGGUAACGAAUGAUUGAUCGAUGAUUACACGUGUUCUCAGCGGUCACGUCGUGGAGCAGACUUACGUCUUCUGCCAAUUUCAAAGUUUAACUUUGGAAUUUUAGUUAAUUAAUAUUGAAUUAAUAAUAAUCAUAACUUACAAUAAUUAUAUUCAAAAUUUCUAAAAUACGUCUCUAAAUCUCCAACUGUUUGUAGUGCAUAAAUAUAUGCUAAAGGAUAAUCGCGUGGAUUAUGUAAAGCUAAGACUUAUUUUAUUUCAAUUCUCCUGCCUUUGAAUGGCCUACACGUUCAAACCACAAGAAUCAUUAAAUAGUUUAUUCUUUAUGUAUUAAAAAUAAAUGGAAUUGACCUCAAGUGAAAAUAACAUUUCUGAUAGUACAAAUAUCUUCCAUAUCUCCUAAGUUCGCGUUCGUUCGACGUCUCUAGUUUACGUCGCCUUCGUGCAAUUCGGAACUCGUCGUCUGUGGACUUAUUGUAGAACCUGAUGAAGCACUAGUACUGAGCAGCUAGUUUAAAAAACUUUAUAAGUAAUGUAUUUUGUUAUUGUUAUACACAUGGUUUUACAAUAUUAAUUAUAGCUUCAUAAUAAUACUAUACGAUAUGUACAAAACUGAUUAUUUCUGUGGCCUUAAAGAUUAUAGUGGAUAUCUAUACAAAUAUUAUAGCAGUAAGACGAUUUUAAAAGAAAUUAUACUAAUUUUAUAAACGUAUUAUCCUCAAUCAAUUUAUUCUGAUAUAAUCCAAUUAUUGAUUAAAUUUGUUACUUACACUUUUAUAACAGUUUAUUGUAAAUAAAUUAAUAAUAAAAUAAGUCUACUAUCAUGAAAA
Vanessa atalanta (red admiral) is the source of this 4173-nucleotide messenger RNA. RefSeq names its product carnitine O-palmitoyltransferase 1, liver isoform (gene whd). Gene Ontology annotation, cellular component: mitochondrion. Lineage: Eukaryota; Metazoa; Arthropoda; Insecta; Lepidoptera; Nymphalidae. The record is from RefSeq and is a predicted model, not a curated record. Gene Ontology annotation, molecular function: carnitine O-palmitoyltransferase activity. The transcript is spliced from 13 exons. The coding region runs from base 348 to 2660 and encodes 770 amino acids. Gene Ontology annotation, biological process: carnitine metabolic process; fatty acid metabolic process.